This is a messenger RNA of Arachis ipaensis, 450 nucleotides long. NCBI's taxonomy places the organism in Eukaryota, Viridiplantae, Streptophyta, Magnoliopsida, Fabales, Fabaceae. The record is from RefSeq and is a predicted model, not a curated record.
AUGUCGAUAGAUGACUUUGAAGCGGAAUGGGAUGAAGCAGCGGAUGAAUACGAGUUACAUGAUAAGUUGUGGGCAAUGCAGAUGUACGAAAAGAGAAAGAUGUGGACGAAUGCAUACCUUGGCAACAAGUUCUGUGCUGGGUUUCGUACCACAUCGCGAUGCGAGGGUAUAAAUUCCCAUGUGAAGAAAUUCCUUAGCUCGAAGCACACUAUACUGGAGCUUGUGCAAAACCUUGAGCUAGUCCUUCGUGAAUAUCAAAAUAAUGAGAUGGUUGCACAGUUCAACUCCAUCUAUAACGUCCCUGUUAUGACGACGUGCCUUGAUCCAAUCGAAAAAUGUGCUGCCAUGGUAUAUACGCGGACCAUUUUCACCAACGUGAAAAAGGAGAUAGAUGCGGUUGGAGGUCUAAACUUUGUUAGUAAGCGGAGGGUGUCGACGACGGUAGUGUAA